Messenger RNA from Helobdella robusta, 399 nucleotides. RefSeq lists its product as hypothetical. Bases 1 to 399 code for a protein of 132 amino acids. The transcript has 3 exons. NCBI's taxonomy places the organism in Eukaryota, Metazoa, Annelida, Clitellata, Rhynchobdellida, Glossiphoniidae. The record is from RefSeq and is a predicted model, not a curated record.
AUGAGAACAGAAAUAAAAAGCAGUCCAUAUUGUGAGGAUUUAACCACAGACUGGUCCAAGUUCAACAUGUCUGAAAAGUUUUUUCAACUGCUUCCUAUGUUUACAGCUAGUUACGAGGCGUCAAUAGCCGGCUUGACAGACAGCGAGGGGCACAGCGGGCAGGUAGCAGAGCAGCAAAUGAUCCUACACUACUUAGCAGCAUCUCCAGCUGUCAAAACAGUUUGUGAGACUGGAUUCAAUUACGGACACUCGAGUUUCAACUUUCUCACUGCUAAUCCAAAUUUGAAAGUCAAUUCCUUCGACUUGGGAAUUCACGAGUACUCCAAAACGAUGGCGAAAUUUUUACCGGAAGUUUUAGAUGUUGGUGGAAUUGAUGGCAAAAGAUUAACAGUGAGGUGA